Messenger RNA from Boeremia exigua, 2244 nucleotides. RefSeq lists its product as uncharacterized. Bases 1 to 2244 code for a protein of 747 amino acids. The record is from RefSeq and is a predicted model, not a curated record. The transcript is spliced from 4 exons. NCBI's taxonomy places the organism in Eukaryota, Fungi, Ascomycota, Dothideomycetes, Pleosporales, Didymellaceae.
AUGUCGGGUAACAAGAACAACACGCCAGCUCUUCCAGCCCAACGGGUUGGAGGCCAGCGACGCAAGCUAGUCCGUCGACACCGUGCGACCUCAGGUCCGUCACAAUCGGGCACUAUGUCAUUACUAAACCCAGGCUCGGCUGCUACCAGUUUGGAGAGUGGUGUCGAUAGCUUCACCUCGGGCUAUGAGCACGACAGGCAAGUAGACGACACCUUCGACCAGUACCAAGAUCAGAAUCCAGAGGAGCCUGGAGCUUCCGAAGACAAGAUGCCUGGCACACCGUACACCUACGCUGACGGUUCGGCCUUUCCCUCACCCAAGCUCACAGCGAAUGAUACUAAGAAGAAGCAAGGCCUGUUUGGCAUUAAGAAGCCAAAGGCACACGAGUGUCAGGAUGGUUCCUCACACGGUCAGGUCACGACAACGCCCCUACCUCCAUCCACACCAAGCAAGGCUGCAAGGUUUUUCGGUCUUGAACCAAAGCCCCCGGUCCCUAAAAGCCCACAUCGUGCCAAAAUCCCAGAUGAGAGGGCUACUCGCGUCUCCCAAGAUAAAACUCCGGUUAGAACAGGAUUAACGAAGCAACCUUCCUUGCCACUGCUGACCGGAUUGAAGCCAGGCACAGGCAGACAGACUAAGGAGGAGAAACACGAUGCAGAGCUAGCUGAGGCCAGGCGAGGAAAAGCCGUAGGCAUAAAGCACUCACCACAGCAGACUACAGCUGCGACUACUCGAUAUGAUCUUGGCGCAGACGCAGGCCAUACUGAUCAAAGCGGCCCUCAAGAAACUCGCUUCCGUAUCCCAGCCGCGCCUCAGUCCGUGGCCGCCGCGACGAAGCGUCGACGUACGCGUAAGAAGACCGCCAAAGAACUCAAGCGUAUGUCGCCCAUAACAGAGGCUUCCGCUGAAUCCCUUCACCCAGCCUAUUACGAAGGUGAAGACCUGUCUGAGCUGGGUAUCAUCUCUGAGUACGAACAAGAAGAUUGCUCAUACAGUACAGAUGACCCGCAGACCCCCCAGAAUCCUACCGUGGUAUCUCCUCAGUCUGGGGCCAAGAUGCCGAUGCCGCCACACAAUAUGUUCGAACUUGACCCGGCUGACCUCUCACCUACGGACCAUGCUUACGGUGAGGACGAGAUCGAUGUCGUUCACCCAGGCACCAAAGUCGACAUUAGGCGUGCACUACAGCAAAAGGGAAAAGUCGUGUACCCCAGGGGCCCUCUACAGACUGUUGAAAAUGCUUAUCUCGAUGCGACUCAAGAUGCGAUGCGACUUGAGGCUCAUAAAAAAUUACAAGCCAGGGUUGAUGCUGAGAAGCCGAGAAUCGACUCAGAGGUUGAGGAGCUGAGGCGCAAGCAUGAAAACAUGAAACCGGAGUUCCAUGCUUGUAAGGCCGGUGGAUGCCAGCACGAGAAGGUGCCCAGUGACGGAGAUGAUGAUGAUCUGGUAUCACUGCGCAGCAGCAUCGAUCUUAACGAGGAGCCUACUGUGCACACAGCGACGCUGAUGACAAUCACUAGGAUUACACCGGGAAUGGUGAAGCUUGUGGAUAUUCUGCCUAGGAAGAAGAAGCCAGUCUCAAAUGUAGGCAGCAGCACUCCGGUUCCUGACAAACCUACACUUGUCGAACGCAAGGACAAAGGGGUGGCUGCUACGUCUUCUGCUGAGAAUGCGUCUCCACGUCCCAUCAAUUAUCAUCAUGAUGACGACCCCAACUUUUUCAUGAGACCAAAAAAAUCCAAGCUAACACCGGAGGAGUCUCGUUCGCUUAUUGGGAACUGGGUAUCAGACUACAACAACACGAAGCAGCGCCCAGUCUCUACACGUAUUGAUCCAGACGUUCUGGCUGACCAGGAGAUACCACCCGCUCCCUUCCCCAAAAGCGACGAGGCGCUACUCACGAUCCCGAUCCAGCCACGUUCCGACUUGCUCAAGCCCAUUCAGUCGCACCAGAAGCAUCAGUGCAUCAAAAAUGGCCACAUCUUUCACCCCGUCGACUUAAAGACCAUGCCAGACAAUGCCGUUGUGGGCAGCCUGGAAGUCAGGCCCUAUCUACAAACCUACACUGGUACCAAGCAGCACGUGAAGAUCCCCAUCCUCUGCGAGAAGUGUGGCGAAGACUGCAACGAGAAUGUGUGGGAAUGCGAGAUUGCCGUGUGUCGUAUGGCUGUUUGCCAGACUUGCGCUGAGAAUAUGGAGGUGGAGUGGCAGCAGAGGGCGAUCGACGGCUGGAAGUACAAGUGA